UCAAGGAAUAUGCCUUGAUGAGACAAUUGAUAUCGACUGCGUUCUCCAAAUGACAGAAAAUGGUCUUGCAAUCAUGGAGGUCCUUAAAGAACAGACCAAGCCUAAGGAGACGAUGAUUAAGCAGAUCUGUAACAUACUUUGUGACUGUUUGAAAGCACUUUACGGUUGCCGUCCAAGCAAUUUUUAUAAAAAAAAUCAAAUAGCUGUGUCCCUGGUACGGUCUUAUCCUACACUGGCAGCUAACUCCUCUGACACUCCGCAGGCUUUAUGGUUCCAUCCCCAUGCCCGAGGUACAAAUCGUCACGCAGGCCGGAUCCAUUACAGGAUGGAGUACCUUGCUAGGACAUCCGUUGACCGAGCAUCAAAGCGUCAUCCUCGCAUAGUAAAAUCUCAAGAAGCAGUUCAUGAAAGCAAUCUGGAGACCGAAAUCAAUUUGGUUGAAGCCGAAGGUAAGCUACGAUUCAUUGUACCAAACCAGCAGACAAAAUCCCAUGUGAUCGAUCUGUGGAACAAAACGUUUGAGAGACGACAGAAAUACCGGUUCGAGGAAAACUUUUUUUCGUUUGCAAAAGAUUGUCCUGUUAUAACGGCCUACGAUGGAGAUUUGAUCCGUAUUGAUUUCCAAAAACUCCAACCGACAGCGAAACCGUUUAUGGAAAACUGGAAUACGGUGGAACCAAAAGUGAUUAUGAAUAAUCGUGAACUCUACAUGGAACUCAAAAAUGAUUUCGUUCGUGCGCUGGCAAUUAAGGGCCACCCACAAUAUUCCGUCACCGUCACCGUCACCGUCAGCGUCAACUGA
Messenger RNA from Ochlerotatus camptorhynchus, 802 nucleotides. RefSeq lists its product as uncharacterized. The record is from RefSeq and is a predicted model, not a curated record. Lineage: Eukaryota; Metazoa; Arthropoda; Insecta; Diptera; Culicidae. The transcript has 7 exons. Bases 50 to 802 code for a protein of 250 amino acids.